GGUCGUAUGAUCGUUUGUAAUUUUUUUGGUCUUUGCUUCUUAGUUUGUGUCGCACAAAUCCCCAGACGUACCAUUACCCCCGAAAUUUUGUGGAUUAUACCGGGAUAUUGAAAUGACAAUGGCUUGCCAUUGAGGAGUGGAAACAGCUGAUGGUUAUUGGACGUUUUUGGUGCUAAUUGAGAACUGGAGCGUGUCAGUGACUGGGGAAAUCGGGGGUUUGGGACACGAUGGCGGACUCAGGGGCCUGGGCUCCGGUCCACGAGAGCAACGAAUUUCCCACUUUUCAAGCUAGUGAUAGCUUCAAUCUCAAUGAAAUGACGGGAUUCGAUGAUUUACUAAAAAACUGUGAAAGCGAGCUGAUGAAGAACGAGAACCUCUUCAGUGACGAGACCUUCCUCUCGGACCUGGGUGAGCCAAUCCCCAUGGAGAGUGAUUUUGACUUCCUAACGAUGACAUCAGGCAACGUGACCUCCUUCAAGGAAGAAGACAUCCUGGACAAAUUCGUGGAGCCCAACAUGAUAAUGAUACCCCCAGCAGAAGCCUCCACCCGAAAGCAGUCCCCCCAGCAGGCCUCCCCGCUGCCCCAGCCCCCAGGUCAGCAGACGGAGGCCCCAGUGGCGCCGAGCCAGCGUCCCCAGAGGAUAUCAGUCCUGCAGCAGCCAGCCCCGGCAGUAUUCACCUCCCAGCAGUACACAAUCCCCCAAAACGUCAACUUCAACGUUCAAUCCCCAGUGGUGACGCUGGCCCCAGUGGCAGGUCACCAACGCCAGCUCCUGCUGCCAGCAAAACUCAUAAAGUCCGAAUCCGUGGUUUACCCCCGAGGCUCGCAAACAGUCACCUCAACCCCAGUCCCCCACCAGAUCCACACCCUGGUGAACACAGCCAACGGCACAGUCCUGGCGACGGGUAUUCCAGUGGUCCUGGACACCGACAAGGUCCAGAUAAACCGAAUAAGCACUAACGGAGUGCCCCUGGGUGUCCCCAAGGUGCGAGAGGUGAAGCGAAGUGCUCACAACGCAAUCGAGCGGCGAUACAGGACCUCCAUAAACGACAAGAUAAUCGAGCUGAAGAACAUGAUCGUGGGAGUGGACGCUAAGCUCAACAAAUCAGCCAUUCUCAGGAAGACCAUAGACUACAUAAGAUUCCUCCAGAACUCAAAUGCUAAACUGAAAGCGGAGAACAUGACCCUGAAGAUGACAGCGCAGAGGCAGAACCUGAGGGAGCUGCUGUCCAUUGGAGAACUGACACCACCGAGGUCUGACACGAGCGAGCCUUCGCUGUCUCCAGUCCCCACGAUGCCCCCACUGUCUCCUGCUUCGCCUGCGUCAAUCAAGGAGGAGCCCGAGGGGCUCCAGCACCCGUUGAUGAGCGACAGAACCCCCUCGAUAUCCCCCAAAACCAUCUCAGGAUUGAGGGACAACACUCGUCUCACUCUCUGUGCAUUCCUCCUGAUUUUCCUGGCGUUCAAUCCCCUGGGGAUUGUGAUGCACAAUUUUGGAAGGCUUUCGUUCUCCCAAGAGGAUUACGCAGCAACUCGAGUGGACGGAAGAACCAUCCUGAGACAUGAGGAGGGAAGGGAGAGCGAGGAGUACUUCACGAACAGAACGAUGUGGAGUUUGGAGAACAUGAUCGUCUGGUUUAUUAAUAUUCUGCUUCUGGCUGGGGGCCUCUGCAGAUUGAUAGUCUAUGGAGACCCUGUGAUUCCCACCGAGAGCAAGACCUUCCUGGAGCUGCGUCGCUGGCGACGUCAGGCUGAAUUCAACAUGUCACUGAAUGAGAAUGCAAAGGCCCAGUCAGACCUUGGCCACUGUCUCCGUUACUUCGGGCGUUCCCUCCCCUCAUCGAGGCUUGAAAUCUACAUGGCAACACUCUGGCAGAUUGUUCGCCAGGUUCUCCACAAGCUGUGGAUAGGGAGGUGGGUGUUGAACGUUAGGAAAUGGCUGUCUGAGAGGAGCGAGAGGAAUCAGGCUGAAACGUCAGCAGCAGAGCUGGCUAUUACCUACGAGAGGAUCCUGAGUCUUCGGUUGUCCCAGGGCCUGAGGGAGGGGACGCUGUUCCUGGCGCUGUCCUCGGUGAACUACGCUGAAGCUGCUGGUGAGAACAUCAACAGGAUCUGUCUCACUGAGAUCUACAUCAAUGCAGCACUGGCCUUCAAGCAGUCAAUGUUUCCUCUCGUACACAAGUACUACGUCUCGAAGGGAAAGGCUCUGUUGUCGAGUCUACCAGUUGUUCCUCCUAAAUUCAAGUGGCUGAUGACUGAGGAGGGCCUCAGGUUCCUCACCUCCAACAAGUGGCAGUACUCGAGGCCAGCAGUUCAAUCCACGAGUCCUGUUGACAGCAAGAGUCCUGGCAGUGGUGGGUCCAGUGUUUCAGCUAUUUCGUCGGGAAAUGUCAGGGACAGUAAGUCUCAUGAUGAGUUUACGUCGCAGGGGAGCAGAACUGACGCCCUGUCCUUUGCUGCGAGGGCCUACAGGGAGCACUUGAUCAGUCAGUGUCUGAAAUUAGUUGCUGGAACUGCUGCCAAUGGGGAUGCUCAUGCCUCGGCGAUGCUACAGCUGUCGAAGGCUGUCAUUGACUCGGCUGACGUUGAAUGCCAUUUCUCGGGGGACGAGGGGACCCAGGAGACCUGUGAGGAUGCUGUCGGCCUGUGGUGGGGGGCUGUCCUCUGGGCUGCUGCCUGCUGGAGACUCGGGGAGGAGGACUCCACACCCUGGACCAUGGCUGAGACGAAAUUCCCGUAUGAGAGGAACUUCAAUGAGAGCUCGGGGGGCAGCCCUCUGCCUCAUGCUGUUCUCUGUGUUGUUCAGGCUGCUAAGAGACCCGGCAGCAGGAGCUCCAUCAGGCUCAUCGAUCAGGCUGGGAGGCAUCUGGAACACUCGUUGGUGUAUUAUCACUGCAAGCAGCAGCCGUCCCAGAAUGUUCAGCUCGUUCACUUGUGGCUCUGUGACUGGCUCCUGGAGUUGAGGACUAUUCUGUGGCAGGAGCUGUGGGACAGCCAGACAAGCCCAACACCUACGACAACUAGCACUUUCCUCGCUGGAUUCCAACAUGACUUGGCACGUCUGAGAAAACUCAGUCGAGACAUUCCUUCGGUUCUCCCAAGAAUUUUCCUGUACGAGGCGACAGCAAGAAUAAUGGCCGGUGCAGCCCCAGUAAAAACCCAAAUACUUCUAGACCGUAGUCUCCACCACAGAAACUCCCGAUCCUCCAUAAUCUGUGGUAAAGAUCGAUCGCAGGAGAAUGCGACUGGGGAACGAGAGCACGCAGCCGCCCUGUGUCUUGCCUGUCGACACCUGCCAGCCCUGCUGCUGGCCUCGCCUGGUGAACGAGCUGGAAUGCUCGCUGAAGCAGCCAAGACACUCGAGAGAAUAGGAGAUCGUAAGAGGCUGCAGGAGUGCUACGAACUUAUGCGUCAACUGGGCCCAGCCAUAACUGCUAAUUGAACUUGAUCAGCACUUAUCAAGUCCCCGUGUCAAUAAUUCUCACUAAUAAUUUAUUGUAUAUAAAAAAAGCAGCUGUUUUAGAUUUAAUAGAUUGUUUUUAAGAGGUCUAAGUCAAUCAUUGAUGAUGAUUGUUAAUAAAAUGUUUUAUAAAAUUGAUUGGAAUGGGCCAUUCAGUGUUGCUUCAUCAUAUUUUUAUUAUAAAGCAUUGUACAAAUUA
Diachasma alloeum is the source of this 3660-nucleotide messenger RNA. It is a transcript of the gene SREBP, whose product is annotated as sterol regulatory element-binding protein 1. Bases 228 to 3443 code for a protein of 1071 amino acids. Gene Ontology annotation, biological process: regulation of transcription by RNA polymerase II. Gene Ontology annotation, molecular function: DNA-binding transcription factor activity, RNA polymerase II-specific; RNA polymerase II cis-regulatory region sequence-specific DNA binding; protein dimerization activity. Lineage: Eukaryota; Metazoa; Arthropoda; Insecta; Hymenoptera; Braconidae. The record is from RefSeq and is a predicted model, not a curated record. The transcript has 4 exons. Gene Ontology annotation, cellular component: nucleus.